Heterostelium album PN500 is the source of this 1956-nucleotide messenger RNA. RefSeq lists its product as uncharacterized. Gene Ontology annotation, biological process: regulation of cellular response to heat. The transcript is spliced from 4 exons. Bases 1 to 1956 code for a protein of 651 amino acids. The record is from RefSeq and is a predicted model, not a curated record. NCBI's taxonomy places the organism in Eukaryota, Evosea, Eumycetozoa, Acytosteliales, Acytosteliaceae.
AUGGAUACUGAGGAGACUACUACCGCUACUACAUCGACUGCUGUCACCACUGGCAAUGGAAAGAAGUCGACUAAAACAACAAAAAAGACAACGACCGUCGAGAAGAAACCAGUUGUAGAAGAACCAAUCGUUGAGAAGGAUGAUAUGGAGGAGAGCAGCAAAGUAGCUGAGAAAGAUGAGGAUAUAGAAGGAGAUGAAACUGCAGCUGCAGUUGAUGAUAAGAAAAAGAAGACAACCACCACCACCACAAAGAAAGGAAAGACAGCAAAGCCAGCUGCCACCUCUAAAGCAAAGAAACCAACCACUACCACCACCACAACAACAACAACAACAACCACCACCGCAGCACCAACAAAGAAACCAUCUUCAAUCACUAAAGAAAAGAAAGAUAAAGACGAUCAACCAAAGCUAUCAAGAGCCGAAGAACUUCAAUUGAAAUUAAGAAAAAUUGAAUGGAGAGAUUUAAUCCCAAUUGGAUUCGAAGUUAAAUCACUUGAAGCAAUGCAAAAGGAACCAUGGUCAUUCCACGAAUUGAAUCAUGCUUUGAGGGAAGGAUUCCUCUCAAAGAUUGAUCAUCCACUUUAUGUAUUCAUGGGUGCACAACCGAUUGUUGAAAAAAAGAUUGCAAUGAAUAUUCCAUAUAUUGUUGUGUUCGAUAGUAAGUCAGCACCACCUGAAAAGAUUGCUAAAGCAUCGAUUCAAAGUGGUGGUGAAGAGAUCUAUGACAUGAACGUCAGAUAUCCACUGACCUGGUCACCAUACAUCCGUUCCAAGCUUUCAAACAUGGAUUUCGGUAGAACUCACAAACCAAUCUAUGCACUCCAAUGGAAGAAGCGUACCAAUCAAAUGCCAGAAGAUAAAAUGGUUGAACUUCAAUAUCUCUUACCAUUUGUUAGAAUUCCAAAGAUUGCAAGAGAUGUUAAAUAUGUUGAUGUAAUGCAAGUUAGCUUUACAUUCGCUCCGUUGUUGAGUGAGGAGAAGUUGGCGGAGGAGAAGAAGAAAGCUGCCGCUCACUUGAAGAAGCGUGAGGAGGAAGCCGCCAAGAGUAUCAAAUACAGAAUUACCAAGGCCGAGAAGAAGGAGAUGGACGAAGCCAGCAAGUUGUUGGCAGAGGGUCGCAAGAAGAUCUUUUUCAUCUUUGACAAGGCCGUCGAUACCAUGAGCUCGUACACCGAGGAGAAACAAGAGGACGAAGGUCUCUCGGACGAGGGUAUCGAGGAGUUGAAGCAGAUGUUGCGUGACGAGUUUGCCAAGGCACGUGAAAUCAAGAAGAAGGCACACGCCUCGAUUGGCGAGGAAGUCGACGCCAUGACCGAGGAGAUGCGUGACAACUACGACAACUCGAAGUUGUACAAGUUCUACCCGAGUCACCCAGAGAUCGACGUCAGCCAGUUUGCCUCGAAGUUUGUCAACCGUUUCUUUGGCAAUGCCACCCAGACAUUCCCAGAGGAGGUCUCCAAGGAUCUGACCAAGAUUAAACUCGCCACCAAAGAGGAGUUGGCUCGUGAGAAAGAGGAAGCCGAACAAGAGAGACAGAGAUACGAAGAGUCAAAGAAGAAGUACGAGUUGGCCAUGGCUGCCAAGACUGCCACCGAAGAAAAGGAAAAGGAGAAAGAGAAAAAGACAACCGACACCAAAGAAACCAAAGAAACCAAAGAAACUACCACCACCGUAUUAAAGAAGAGAAAACAAGAAAAAGAAGAAAGUGAAGAUGAAAAGGAGGAAGAGAAAGAAGAAGAGAAAGAAAAGGAUAAAGAGGAAGAAGAAGAAGAAGAAGAAGAAGAAGAAGAGGAAGAGGAAGAAGAAAAACCAAAGAAAUCAACAAAGAAAUCAACAACAUCGAAAAAACCAACACCACCACCAAAGAAAACCGCUCCAUCUAAAAAAGAAACAAAAGAAACACAACCCAAAAAGAAAGCAAAAACAACAACAACAACAACUAAAUCAAAGAAAUAA